AUGGCGUCCGUAAACUGUUGGAGAUGCCUUCUGCGGCCGUCAGCGGGCGUGCCAGCAGCUCCCCAGCGAAUCGUUCCGAUCAUGAUCGCCUCGGCUCAGUUCUCGACGUCCGCGCAGGUCGCAAAGACCCAGGCCAAGGCUAGCGGCACCGGCCAGCAUCAAAGAGCGGGAAAGAAGAUGCAGCUGGGAAAGUUCAAGAAGAAGAAGGUUGAGAAGACCAAGUCGCCAGCUCCCGGAGAGCGUAAGGCGUUCCGAAAACGUAUCGUCCUUAGCAACAACAACGCUCUCGAGGUUCCCGGUCUAGACACUCUUAGUGCAGAGACUAUGGCAGACUCAGCAAAUGCAGGCAAGGUGUUUUCGAUUCCUGACAAGCUGGUCGAUCAAUUACGUGCGAGCGAGGCUUUCAAAGCAACACAGACCUGGGGACUGUUCCGCAGUCCACAUGUUUUACUGCGUUCAGAGACGGCGGACCUAGCAAAGAAGAUGCAGGCUGCGGCCGACAAGAAGGAAGCUUUACGGCUUGUCAUCUCGGGAGAUAGAUUGUCAGGAAAGAGCACCUUGCUCCUCCAAGCAUUGGCUAAUGGCUUCCUGAACGAUUGGAUUGUCGUUAAUAUCCCCGAAGCACAAGAAUUGACCACCGCCUGCACUGAGUACGCCGCGAUACCAGGCACGGAUCCUGUGCAGUGGAUGCAACCGAACUAUGCCCUCAAGAUGAUCCAGGCAAUCCGCAAAUCAAACGAACACAUUCUUAGCAAACUCACCGUCGUCAAGUCCCACGACAACCUUAUCAACCCUGUUGCUCAAGGGUCCACAGUCCUGGCUCUCGCCGACACGGCCAGAGAGGCCGACGGAGCAUGGGCAAUCUUCCAGGCUCUCUGGUCCGAGCUGACCGUCAAGGGCGAGGGCCGUCCGCCGUUCCUAUUCGCCCUGGACGGCCUCUCCCACAUCAUGAAGAUCAGCGAUUACCGCAGCCCUGCAUUCGAGCUGAUCCACUCACACGACCUUGCCAUUGUCGGCUCUUUCGUCGACAUGCUCUCUGGUCGCACUGCACUGCCAAACGGCGGCGCCGUUAUCGCGGCCAUGAGCGGCAACAAUAGCCCGCGUUCGCCAUCCGUGGAGCUAGCGCUGGUGCAGCGCUUGGCCGAGCAAGAGGGCGCGGACGUGCCGCCGAGGGAUCCGUUCUCCCGCAAGUACGACGAGCGUGUCGAUGCUGCGCUCAAGAGCGUGGAAGUGCUCAAGGUCAACGCCAUUAGCAAGACAGAUGCUCGGGCUCUGAUGGAGUACUGGGCUGCCAGCGGUCUCCUUAGACAGAGAGUCGACGAGCUCUCCGUCACCGAAAAGUGGACGCUUGGCGGCAACGGCGUGCUUGGCGAAAUGGAGAGAGCCGCGUUGCUGACAAUGAAGCUGUAA
Molecule: messenger RNA, 1410 nt
Organism: Phaeoacremonium minimum UCRPA7
Lineage: Eukaryota; Fungi; Ascomycota; Sordariomycetes; Togniniales; Togniniaceae
Product: putative mitochondrial ribosomal protein
Exons: 2
Coding region: 1-1410 (469 amino acids)
Biological process (GO): mitochondrial translation
Cellular component (GO): mitochondrial small ribosomal subunit
Molecular function (GO): structural constituent of ribosome
Source: RefSeq, a predicted model, not a curated record